Euleptes europaea (tarantolino) is the source of this 1129-nucleotide messenger RNA. RefSeq names its product protein phosphatase 1 regulatory subunit 8 (gene PPP1R8). Gene Ontology annotation, molecular function: mRNA binding; protein binding; protein serine/threonine phosphatase inhibitor activity. The transcript is spliced from 7 exons. NCBI's taxonomy places the organism in Eukaryota, Metazoa, Chordata, Lepidosauria, Squamata, Sphaerodactylidae. The coding region runs from base 43 to 1107 and encodes 354 amino acids. The record is from RefSeq and is a predicted model, not a curated record. Gene Ontology annotation, cellular component: nuclear speck.
CCCAGCCUGCCCCGCGCGCUGCUGAAUGGGGGAAGUCGCAAGAUGGCGGCGAACGCGAACUCUGCCGGUGGCGGCGGGAGCCUCCCCCUCUUUGACUGCCCGAGCUGGGCAGGAAAACCUCCACCAGGGCUGCACUUGGAUGUAGUCAAAGGAGACAAACUUAUUGAGAAACUGAUAAUUGACGAGAAGAAAUACUAUCUCUUUGGGAGAAACCCCGAUCUGUGUGACUUCACCAUUGAUCACCAGUCCUGCUCCCGGGUCCAUGCUGCCUUGGUCUACCACAAACAUCUGAAAAGGGUUUUUCUUAUAGAUCUCAACAGCACACAUGGCACGUUUUUGGGCCACAUCCGUUUGGAACCUCACAAGCCGCAGCAGAUCCCCAUCGACUCGACGGUUUCGUUUGGCGCCUCCACGCGGGCCUACACUCUGAGAGAAAAGCCUCAGACGUUGCCUUCCGCAGUGAAAGGAGAUGAAAAAAUGACCACGGAGGACGACGAGCUCAAGGGAUUGCUUGGCCUGCCUGAAGAGGAGACGGAGUUAGACAACCUGACAGAGUUUAACACAGCCCACAACAAGAGGAUCUCCACAUUAACCAUUGAAGAAGGGAACUUGGACAUCCAGAGACCAAAACGGAAACGGAAGAACUCGAGAGUAACGUUCAGCGAUGAUGAUGAGAUCAUCAAUCCAGAGGACGUGGACCCUUCUGUUGGACGUUUCAGAAACAUGGUACAGACUGCAGUUGUCCCGGUGAAGAAAAAAAGAGUGGAAAACUCGGGCUCCCUGAGCACGGAUGAGUCUGCGACGCGGCGCAUGCAGAACUUUCCCUACAGCGGAGGAUUGUACGGCGGCCUGCCCCCUACUCACAACGAGACGGGCGCCCAGUCCCACAGCAUCCACGGCACAGCGCUCAUCGGGGGCCUGCCGAUGCCCUACCCUAACCUCGCCCCUGAUGUGGACUUGACUCCGGUUGCGCCGUCCGCGGUCGCUAUGAACCCAGCUCCCAACCCCGCUGUCUUUAAUCCCGAAGUUGUGAAUGAGCCCAAGAAAAAGAAGUAUGCGAAAGAGGCAUGGCCAGGCAAGAAGCCCACCCCUUCUCUCUUGAUCUGAAGUGCAGAGAGCUUUGGGAUGU